CAACAACCACCAUCUGCACAUAACACCCGACAAUGAUACCCUUACGCACAUUGAGGAGGCAGUGUCUUACUGCAGCUCGGCCUGCUCAAUCCUUAAUCCUCAGCACCCGUCCCUUCUCCGCUUCGAAACCAUCGCUAAAUGCCCCUUCCUCCGAUCCAGGAGCAACGCGGAAGAAGCUCCACGGCAUUGACCCCCAAUGGCUUACCAUGACCAAGCGAAGAAUCGGUCGAUGCAUGAUGUUCGGUUUGCAGCCGCCCCAGAUCCAAGAAGCCGGGGAAAUCCUGCAGCUAAUUGCAAAGGACUGGCGGGAAUUAAUUGCCGGUAGCGAAGGGUAUCUGACAGAUGAGACGAGAAGAGGCCUUUUCCAGCAAAGUGUCGCGUGGGGAGAGAUGGACAGCAUGGGACAUGUCAACAACGUCACAUACUCCCGAUAUGCGGAGACGGCCCGAGUAUACUACACCCGCAACUUCGCUUUACAUAUAGAUCCGGCGCAUAGAAAGGAGUGGAUGAAGCUCGUUAGCUCGAAGGGAAUUGGGCUUAUAGUCCGAAGCAUCAAGCUUGACUACAAAUUCCCCAUGACCUACCCCGAUAAAGUCACAGUUUAUCACAAGUUAGUACACGAUCCGGUCUCCCCCGAAGCACCUCAGCAUGGGUUCCAUCUUCACGCCGUCAUACUCUCCGAAGCUCGUCAGCGACCCGCUGCCCGCGUCUACGAGGACUUGGUUACGUAUGAUUACAAGAUGAAGAAAAAGAUAGCGCUGCCACCGUUUCUCUUGGAGCAGUUUAAGUCUACGUGGGAACUUCAAGAGCAAGCCAAGAGUCUCUGGAGACGGUUGAUUGUCGAUAUCGAAACGAGGGUCCGGGCAUUAGAGACGGGGAGUUGGGAUCGAGAGGACGCGGUGGAGGAUACAGGAUCUGCGAAGAAAUGACGCAGUGGGCUGGUUCCUAUUGCUUUCACACAAUGUCGCAUUAUUCUU
Aspergillus heteromorphus CBS 117.55 is the source of this 977-nucleotide messenger RNA. RefSeq names its product thioesterase family protein. The record is from RefSeq and is a predicted model, not a curated record. The transcript is spliced from 4 exons. Gene Ontology annotation, molecular function: fatty acyl-CoA hydrolase activity. Bases 33 to 929 code for a protein of 298 amino acids. NCBI's taxonomy places the organism in Eukaryota, Fungi, Ascomycota, Eurotiomycetes, Eurotiales, Aspergillaceae.